AUGACACCUAAGAAUAAUGUUAAGUCUAUUGAUAUGGAAAAUGAUUUGUUAAAAUCUGAUGCUAACAGGAGGGGCUUCAAUUCCAUGCCAGUAGAUGUUCCUGUGGCUGGUCCGGUAGAUGUUGAUGUUGGUCCGAUAGAUGUUGACGGUUUUGGAACGGUUCCGGCUAUUCCGAUUGCUACAAUGGCAGGUCCUACGGUGGAGGCUGUUCAAGGGUUGGGUGAUGAUGAUGUUUCGGCUAAGUCUUUUUCACAGCCACCUGGCUUCAGGCGUGAUGUUGAGUUGGAUUCUAGGACUAGUAAAAUGAGGUCUAUAUCUGCUAGUUCUCAUGGUUCUUCAGGAUUGUUGAAAAAAUGA
Messenger RNA from Lactuca saligna, 357 nucleotides. Lineage: Eukaryota; Viridiplantae; Streptophyta; Magnoliopsida; Asterales; Asteraceae. The record is from the annotation of a GenBank genome assembly.